AUGAUGCAGGCAAUGGCUCACUGGAUUUUGAAAAUCAUGAGGCAUGGCCAAUUUUGGCAAAUUCUCAUGCAUUCACAAUUGUUUCCAUUGAGCUCAGCACUUCAAAACAAGCUCACUGCCACAAGUAUCAUACAAAACUUUGCAGAAGGUAACAUAUGGUUUGACAACAAUAUACAUGAAGAAGAAAAUCUGUGUCCUUUUUCUACACCAAACAGUCCAGAAUUAUCUCAAUUUCAUGAUAGCAUCCAAGAUGAAGGAAACAAAUACUUGACCCAUGGUAUUCUUUGGCAAGCACCAUCCAAUCAGAAAGAAGGACCUCACUUGGCCAGCCCUUUGAUACCAGAAAGAGAAACAGUGAUUACAUCAAAAACAUCCCACAGUGCAUUCAACCCACCAGAGCAGCAUGGUGCUAUAGUUACUGGUCUUCAAAGUUCAAAAGACCAGAUCUUUGAAGUAAACCCUAUGGUUGCCUCAUGGGAUUUGGAAGCUGGGUAUCUCAUUGCAGAAGAAUCCCCCACCUACCUGAAAUCUCCAACAGACAGCUUGUGUAAUCUUCAUGAUGAAUAUUGGAAUGCUCAUAGCUAUCUGGGACCCCCAUCACAGCCUGAUCUAUCCACAUCUGAUAUACUCAACUCUUACGGGGACUUUAGCAGUGUUCCGGAAGAUCAAAAUGUGCCCUACAAAGAUCUGUUUUCAAACAUGGACCAAUAUAAUAUCUUGAAUCCACCUCAAGAAAACAUUUACUCUCAAGGAAAGUUUGAAAGUAAUCACCACCAGAACAUUGAACUACCCGGGGAAGGUGUGUUAUCAAACUUACAAAACAUGCAGAGGUUUCCUCAUUCCUUUCCAAGCCAAUCCCAGGGUCCAAUUUUUGGACAAUCAUAUAGAGAUUUAAUCCAACAGCCUUUACAUGUGGUUAACAAUCACAUUUCUCCAAAUUCUGUUCAAAAUUACAUCCAGGGGUCUGAAAAUUUACCACAAGAUUUCUGCAAUAUUCCAUUUGUGGUAGAGAAAAGUCUCAUACCAGAAGCAUCUGCAAAGGGAAAAAGGAAGGUGUCUGAAAGCAUAGAGACCCAACACUUUCUUCACAGUCAAGAAAAUUUAAGGCCCAUCGCUACUUCCUUCAAUGCAAGACUUUUUUCUUCAGGGGAGGAUUCAGAAGCAGGAGCUUGUGGUCAUCUCAAAAACAAUACUCCUACAAAAUGCAGAGGGCCAAAGUUACAGAGAUUUUCAUCAUCCAGAAGAUAUUAUAAUUGUGGUGUACAAGAGCAUCCUCAUAAAAACCCUUUUGUUGCUUCAAUUGAACCUGCUGUGAAAGAAAUAUCAAGACCAUUCACCCAUACACAACGUCAAUCAAAGGAAGCACUAGUCAUGCUACAAAACAUAGGUGCAUUCUAUGUGAACAACUCACCAAGUUUGUGUAUUAGUACCACUAUUUGGUUUGAGGAACUGAAGAGUGAUAUGAUCAAAAACAACUCCUCUGAAAAUUCUGUGGUUAAGGCAGUUGAACAUGCAAUGAGAUUAGCUCACCUUGAAAUUACAAUGUGUUUCUUUGGCCUGAUGCAGAUAUUUGCAGCCAAGACAGUUGAUCAAUCGUCCCUGGGUAUUAUGAUGCAAGAGGGGUGGAGAUUCAUCAAAGAUGAAUUUGAAACAUGGAGAGACUUGGAUCUGACUAGAAAUGGCUUGGAAAGUAUUCAAAACCUGCAGAUAACCAAAGAUCCACACAUCCCACAUAAAAAGCUUGGAGUGACAGCAAGCUGGGAAGGGUUCUAUGUAAGAGGAAAUGGGAAGAGACCCCUCUCAUCAUUUGAAUACCUGAGCAGCCUUACACAAUUUACAAAUAUCCAAUUCAAAUUCUUUAGAGUCUUGAUAGACAAAUGGAAUCAACACCAAACGGUUUUGAAACUAGGGAGACAGGCACUUGGGCACUCUUAUUCAGAGAUUCAGACAUUCCGCAACUUACAUGUGAAGUAUAUUCAUGGUGGAUUUUAUUCAAGAGCAGGCAUAGGGAACCUUGUGUUUUCUGGAGUAAAACUCUCCAGAGAUAAUGGGGUAUCAUCAAAUGAACCCCAAGCAGUCAAAACAGGUCAUCAAAUCUGCCUGAGAUUUUCUCAAUGUGCACAAUUUCAUUCACCUGUAGGAUUUGAUAUGUGUCAAGAUGUUCACAUCUUCUUUGUGUCAUUGAUUGAACAUCUAUUGAGCUCUUACAAGAGUGUAUAUGAUUGUGAUACCUCGGCUGCUGGCAAGCACAUCAGGAGUAGAACCAAGCAUCUAUCAAGUUCUGAUCAACAUCAGGGAAACGUUCAAAACAUUGUCAAGGCUGUCAGUAUGGCUCAAUAUAGAUUGACCGUGGCUUUCAUGGGUCUAGUGAGAGCACUUUACAGCAAAGAUGUCCAGGAUCAUACACUACAGAUACUUCUUGCAAGUGCAUGGGACUUCCUGAAAGGGAUAUUUUCAAGGUGGAGAGAUUUCAAGUUUGAUCAAGAUCUUCACACUCUCUUCAAAGUGAGAAGUUCCAAUGAGGACAGAAUGGCCACAAAUUGGGAAGAUCCCCAUAGACUGUUCAAUGCACUCUGGAAACACAAAGACAUUGCAAGAUAUCCUCUCCAAAUCCUUGGUUUAAAAACCCUAUUUCAGGCUUGGAGUUAUAUUUUAUUGAACUCAAAGAUAAACCAGACAGAUCAAAAUUUUGAAAUCAAGUUCUUACAUGCAAAUUCUCCAUUUGGGUGGGCAUUGUCUUGA
This is a messenger RNA of Melampsora larici-populina 98AG31, 2742 nucleotides long. RefSeq lists its product as uncharacterized. Bases 1 to 2742 code for a protein of 913 amino acids. Lineage: Eukaryota; Fungi; Basidiomycota; Pucciniomycetes; Pucciniales; Melampsoraceae. The transcript has a single exon. The record is from RefSeq and is a predicted model, not a curated record.